AUGGGAGGUGAAUGCGAAGCAAUGUCAUUGUUCAUGACUAUUGAGGUGCAAACUCAAGUCCUGGAGUCCACAAAACGUGCUGAUAAGGAUGAUCGCAUCAAUGGACAUUGCGACAUGUUCAGCUCCUACCGUCCGGUAGAAGACUCCAUUUAUGAUGAUCAGUCGCUAAUCUUCACCACCUCCGCGGCUGCGCCACCGAAACAGAAGGUUCGAGUCGCUAACACCACGCGCAAAUCGACCAUCCAGAAGUCUCCGCGGUCGCUAUUCAAGAUGGGCAAUUUGUUCUCAUCGUCUGAGGCAGAGCGUCCCGAAGGAUUUGAUGCCGCCGAAUCCGAAACAAGUGAGCACAGCUCUGCUCCCAGCGAUGCAAGCUCUAUCGAUGGUGACAGCUGUACCCUACCGGAUCCCCGAGACGAAGUUCCCCGGUCAAGUGCUAUCAAUCAACUUGCGCAUCUAAGAAACCCAUUCCAAGUCGCCUUCCAGGCCGUCCUCAACAAGGUGCAGUUGUUAGCUUCUCGAGCUCACGAUGCCGUUGCGAAUGCGGUGAGCCAAUUACGGAAACUCGGAGUAAUUGAGGUCGCAAAGGAAGUAGGGACAUGGAUGAAAGCUCACCCUGCAGAGACGGCAGCGAUCAUCGUCUUCAUUGCGGUCCUUGCCAGUACGCCAGCUAUACUCGGAGCCAUGGGAUUCACGACGGCUGGAAUUGCUGCAGGGAUUCAGUCCGGCAUCGGCAGUGUGGCUGCGGGCUCUGUAUUCGCGAUAUGCCAGAGCGCUAUGAUGGGCGGUUAUGGCAUCUUCAUUUUUGGCGCCCUUCCUACACUUUCAGCCGCUUUAGCUUGGGCCGGCACCGCUGUAUGGACCUGGUGGAAGGGCAGUGGAUCGACUGAGGGCGAAGAAGCUGGGAGCGAGACAGACCCCGACAGCGAGGUAGCUCUUGUGAAGCCUGAAGUACCGACGAUGAGCAUCGCCAAGGAGCUUGCCACAGAUUUUGCGCAGAUUCUCAAGCUGGGCGCCAUCUUCGUUGCAGCUACCGCGGUGUAUCGUUACCGUCGGUGGCAGAAUGCCCGCCGGACCGACUUGGACACUUGA
Messenger RNA from Parastagonospora nodorum SN15, 1089 nucleotides. RefSeq lists its product as hypothetical. Gene Ontology annotation, cellular component: membrane. Bases 1 to 1089 code for a protein of 362 amino acids. Lineage: Eukaryota; Fungi; Ascomycota; Dothideomycetes; Pleosporales; Phaeosphaeriaceae. The record is from RefSeq and is a predicted model, not a curated record. The transcript is spliced from 3 exons.